GCAUCUCAAUGUAUAUGUAUAUGCACAUAUUGCUUACAUGUAUGAAUGCAUAGCCUCAGAUUCAUUAUCAUUUCUUCACACACAUACACUUACAUAUAGUCCCAUGUGCAUAAAUCCAUUGUCUAUAUAUAGACCACUUUCAAACUAUAUCUGGCAUAAGGAAGAACUUAAAAGACUCAAUUAGUUUUGUCUGUGUUCCCAUUUCCAUGGCUCCUGUUCCAUGCCUUGCUACUCCCACCUUCACCCACCUCGACGACGUUCAAGAGCUGAGAAAAGCUCAGCCAACGAUGGUCCCAGACAGGUAUGUCAGGGACAUGGGGGAGAGGCCAACACUGGCUACAGGUCCAACUUCAAUGCAAAUACCAGUAAUCGACAUGUGGAAGCUAGCCCAUGGCACCCAAGAGCAAUCACAGAGAGAAAUCUCGAAGCUGGCGGCAGCUUGUGAGGAAUGGGGCUUCUUUCAGGUUGUCAACCAUGGGAUAGAAACACAGAUGCUAGAGAGUAUAGAGAAGGUGGCUAUGGAGUUCUUUAUGUUGCCCUUGGAAGAGAAAGACAAGUAUCCUAUGGCGCCAGGGACCAUCCAGGGAUAUGGGCAUGCCUUCAUCUUUUCAGAGGACCAGAAGCUAGAUUGGUGCAACAUGCUGGCUCUAGGAGUAGAGCCUCCCUUCAUAAGAAACCCCAAGCUCUGGCCAACAAAGCCUGCUAAGUUCAGUGAGACUUUGGAGAGGUAUUCAAUGAAGAUAAGGAACCUAUGCCAGGAACUUCUGAGAUACAUUGCCAAGUCCCUUGGCUUGAAACAGGGCACAUUCAACAAGAUGUUCGGGGCGGCUGUGCAGGCAGCGAGGAUGAAUUACUACCCCCCAUGCUCGAGACCCGACCUCGUUUUGGGCCUGAGCCCCCACUCAGAUGGAAGUGCUCUAACAGUGUUGCAGCAGGACAAUGGUUCAGUAGGCCUACAAAUACUAAAGGAUGGAACAUGGGUGCCAGUCCACCCCAUCCCCAAUGCGCUCGUCGUCAAUAUCGGAGACACAAUAGAAGUUCUUACAAAUGGAAAAUACCAGAGCGUGGAGCACAGAGCAGUGACGAACAAGGACAAGAGUCGGCUUUCAGUUGUCACAUUCUAUGCUCCUAGCUAUGAAAUUGAGCUUGGACCACUGCCUGAAUUCAUCGACGAAAACCGCCCAUGCAUGUAUGGAAGGUACAACCAUGGAGAGUACAGCCAGCACUACACGACCAACAAGCUACAAGGGAAGAAAUCACUAGAUUUUGCCAAGAUACCCACCAAAGUCUCAUCUUAGAUCCGACGAAUGCUUGAACUAUGGAAUUCCACUCUUAUAUGUACACAAAUAUCUAAAGUGCUUAGUUCCUCAGUCAUGUGAUUGGAAUAAAGUGCUUCUAACAGUGAUGUUUGUUUGUUGGGGCUACUGUUCAUGGACUCUUCUCCUACUAUUGUCUGGGACUUGUUGUAAGAUACCUAAUCAAUGUAUGUUUCUGGGGUUUACUGAUUAUUGAAGAACUCUUCCCAUGUCA
Messenger RNA from Magnolia sinica, 1530 nucleotides. Its product is annotated as protein SRG1. The transcript has 4 exons. The record is from RefSeq and is a predicted model, not a curated record. Bases 207 to 1298 code for a protein of 363 amino acids. NCBI's taxonomy places the organism in Eukaryota, Viridiplantae, Streptophyta, Magnoliopsida, Magnoliales, Magnoliaceae.